GGAAGUAGGCAGGGCUUAACUGUAGGAUCCCGAAGCGUCCACAUGUGACUGCACACAUGUAGUUAAAUGUCAGGAGAAAACAAAAGAGAAGGAUUAUAACAGUUUCCUGUAACCAUCAUCUUUAUGUGUGGAAAGAAGGUAAAACGUUGUCAUUAUUAAGUAGCUCUGGCUGCUUUAGUUUACGUUACUUUUAGCCGGUUUGUUAGUAAGCUACACGUGAAAUCAGAUUUCUGUGCUACCAACAGCAUCAAUUUAACCAUUGCCUUAAAUAUCAGAGAUUUUUCUUUGUUAAAGUAUAUAUGGAGGCUUUUUAAUGGUAUUACCUGCGUUUUGUAGGUCCUGGUAAAGUAGAUAACCAAUUACUGAACAACCCGGCGUCAUAACACAGAAAAUAACGAUAAACUCAGACUGAAGUUGCUGCCAAUAAUUGAACAGCUGUUUUAAAGGUGUUAAAAGCAAUUUAAAAAAUCGUAUCAUACUCUUCAUUCCAAGUAUGGACAUCAAAGUAUCUAAACAGUAAAGAUGAGUUAGGGUGGCCUUUUUUACAGCUAUAUGACACACUCGUAGGGAUACGGAUCAACUUACCCCAUACACGGGGUUAGAUUGCUUUGAUGCAGUGAUCCGAAAUAUAAAAAAUGGCUCAUCUUUUUCCAGACUCUGCCUGAAGAUGUUGAGUGAUUCUGAAGCCACAGAGCUGCUCUCCUUCCUGAGCCCCCGUACACGCCCUGAUGUCAAAGGUCAGGCCACAGGGUACAUCCUGGGACUGUCGGGGCACAGGUGGGUGCUGAAGCAAGAGGAUGAUGAUAAUGAUAGAAGAGAUAGUCUCUCUUUUCACUGUAUCAUGUCACUAUUAGAGCCUUCUUUCUGCUUGCUGCACAGUUACAACUGUCAGUCCAGUUUAAACAUGACUGGAUUUUGAUGCCGUCUCCUUUACUUCUGUGACAUAAAGCUGAAUGAACUAUUUUGUUGAUUUUAGAAGCAUCCUGUGAGACACUCUAUGUGUGAUUUUAUUGUGUUAGAUAGUGUAGUGUAACUCUGAUGCUUCUCAUAAAUAUUGCAUUGAAAACUUUUAAAACAUUGACACCAAAUGAUGCUAAAACCUCGAACUCACUCCUUCUUUUUUGUCUCUGUUUCUCUGCAGGGAUGGAUGCCACUUCUGCCGCUCUAAACCAGAUUUACUCAAAGCCUUGUUCACUUUGACCUCUGACCCCUCCAUUGCUAUAGUGAAGGACUGUUACCACAUCUUCAUCAACCUGUCAGCUGAUGAGACUCUACACCAGGUGACCAGUCUUGCUUGAUCUCAGACUUAAAUGACCCUCUGAGUAUUUGCCGAGUUUCUGUAAUCACAGACACUGGACCAAUCAAAACAGAGUCAGUAUAGAUGGGUACUAAGUGAGAAUUCUUCUGAACGUCUCGUUCAGGUUUUGGUGUCAGAUGUAAACCUCCUCCCAGCGUUGUUAAAGAAUCUCCAGGAUCCCGAGUACCCGUUCGCUGAUCAGAUCUGCACCAUCUUGUCCAACCUGAGCCGCCAUGAGAAGACCUGCAAGACGGUGUUCAAGGUUGGUCUAAGUGACAGGAUUAGGCAUUUAAACAGGUGGGGAGUCUUGUACAGGACCACAAAGCCCUCUUGGGUGAUGAGGGUAAUAAUAACAAUCUGGACAUUAAGGGACUGGGUGUUUCUGCUGUUUCAGGUCCUCCAGGAGGAACUCAGUCUGGCUCAGCUGGUGGAGAUCUUCUGUACUGAAGGUUUUAAUAAGCAGGCCAAACUCCACUACCUGGGUCCUCUGCUGUCCAAUCUGACACAGCUGCCUGAGGCCAGAAACUACAUCCUGGACAAAGACAGGUGACUGAGACAGUGAAGAACACAUGACCUUUGACAUGCAUGUUCUUGCAAAUGUUCAAAUAAACCCACCGUGUGCUCACUAUUUGUCUGUGCGUGUUACAGAUGUGUGGUCCAGAGGUUGCUGCCCUUCACUCAUUUCCAGGCGUCAGUGGUGAGGAGGGGCGGAGUCAUCGGCACCCUGCGCAACUGUUGUUUUGACCACAGUAAGUUGCCCACAUCCUGUGUACUCCUUAAUGUGUCUAAGGCACUGAAAACACGACUCUGCAAAAUACGAGGUUCAAAAUCAACGAGAUGCAUCCUUGUCCAAUCACUCCUGCUUAUUACUGAGUCGGCCUGGGACAGGUAUACCUCUGCAUCUCUGAGAGGAGAGGAAAUCUGGACGCCUCCUGGUGGGUUCAAGAUAAGUGUGUGAUCGACCUCCAGGGUUGAGAAAGGAGGCUCAUGAGAAAGUGCUGGAAAUUGCAGUGGAUAUGUGUCCAAAAAAACACACGUGUGCAUCGAAGAGGCAUAGGUUUCUGUUUGCACUGAAUGACCGUAACCAAAAUGACUGUGAUCUGACUGGCAGAGAUGAUUGAAUGAAUGAAGUGGAGUGAGAUACUUGUCCGGAUUUGUCCUCACUGAAGUAACUCACCUGAUUUAACCCUUUCCUUGAUCUCUCCAGCUCAUCAUGAGUGGCUGCUGAGUGAAGCUGUGGACAUCCUGCCCUUUCUGCUCCUGCCUCUGGCCGGCCCAGAGGAGCUGACGGAUGAAGAGAAUGAAGGUAAAUGUCAAAUAUUUCUGUUUCAGGGAUUUUAACAAGUCAGUAAGACCUGGGCAGACUGCUGAGGGAUGUUACCAACCAUCUUUGUACUUUAAUUUUCUUUAAAAUUCUCCAUGUAUGAUCAUGACUGGUAAACUAACAGCUUGAUCAGAAGAUUUCAGACAUUAUCUGUGUUGUUUGAGUGUCUUUACAGAAACCUUUUCCCUCUCAACAUACUUCCUUACAUAAACACAUUCAGUAGAAAGACAAAAACAAAAACAACCCUCCAAAAAACACUCAUAUCUUCUAAACCUCUCUCUGUCUUGUUCCUCUGAGCCUGAGCUCUGCUGUUGUCCAAAAUUACACCAUGAGUCACUCUGGUGCAGCGGGCGAGAUGUUCCUUCAUUAGAAUACACACACACACACACACACUAUAGUUAAUAUUUCUGCAGCAGCAUGACUCAAACCAAAAGCUCCAGCUGUUUUAGGACCGUUUUUGAUCAUUUUCAGCCGUGACUGAAGAAAUCAUGUUGUCAGGUUUUAACCCUCAUUCUUAUGAACGUGUUAAAAAGAGAUUUCCUGUAAAAACGUCCUCCUUAAUGUUGAACAAAUGUCCACUCUGACCUUAGGACGGAGUGAGAUUAAAGAGGUUAAAAUUAAGGAGGAUAUCUUGUUGUUCUUCCCAAGUUUUAACACAUCGAAUGUAAACAGCCAAUCUAGUUUUUCCACAUCUGGCCACCACAUUAUAUCAGGCGGAAGGAAAAGAUGUUUUCGUUUAAAUUUUUCUUUGUAAAAGUGAGAAAUGGUCUUUUUUUUUCUCUGCUCCUCGAGGUCUGAGUGUUCUGCAGCUGCAUCAGCACACUCUGCAGAGACACAGUCCUCUCUCUGAGAUUGACUGAAUGUGGUGCGUCCUCUUGUGUUAGACAAAGCUCAUUGUCGGUUUUUCAUGCGCACUCUUUCAGAGUUGUUUUUUAUGGUUUUCCAUGUUUAUUGUUUAAGAGCGGUUUGGUAUUUAAAUACAGAUGACGAAUGUUAGAUUUACAAGAAUCUAGACUGCUUUAACCUGGCAGGUUUACUGAAAAACAAAAAAAAAAGAGAAAAAUAAAACUGCUUUGUACCAGAACUAGUCUCAGCCUUAUUCCUGAGCUUUUUCUGCUUCAGGUUGAAAUGAAGGGUAACCUUUUCCAUCAUGUAGAUCUCUAUUAUCUUCAAUAAUCAAAUUCAUCUCCUGCCCAGCAACACUUCAUUGCCACGAAAUGCAAACUGCAGCUCGACCGAUGGGCGGAGGCUUCAACCACAAAGCUGUUACUCAAGUUUAAAAUAUGAAACAGCAUAUUUGUCAAAGAUUUAUUGAGAUUUACGUCUUCAGCUCCAGGCGGAGUGAGAGAGUCAGUACUGACACACAAACACGUGUCUGGUUUCCUCAGAUUCCUCUCUAAACAAACGUUUGCACGUUUCUCAGAGGAAGGACGCUCUAGAGAUGAAUUAUCUUGCUCCUACAGGCCCUUCACUCUCACACACAGCUCCAGAAAGUUUAAAAAACUUCUGCAAAAUUUCCUCACAUCAGCAUCUUCUAGGUCAGCGUCUCUCUACUGAACAUGGUGCUGAUGACAUGAUCACCUGACAGGUCACUGAAUUAAGAAUAAGUUUUUUGAGUUUCUGCGUGAAGAGCAGCGUUAUUAAAAGGACACCAAGCUGCAUUACCCUGUUACAUGUUGAUGUGAUGUCCAGGCCUGCCCGUGGACCUGCAGUACCUCCCAGAGGACAAAGAGCGAGAAGAAGACCCCGACAUCAGGAAGAUGCUUGUGGAAACACUUUUACUGGUACGACAACAAAAACACACACCUCAAACACACACAGACUGUAGACUUGUGUUCUAGUUGUGAGCUGUGAACUGUGUUUCUCUGGUGAAGCUCACAGCGACCAAAACAGGGAGAAAGAUGCUGAAAGAAAAGAGCGUCUAUCCGAUCAUCAGAGAGUUUCAUCGCUGGGAGAAGGACGUCCACGUCGGCGCCGCCUGUGAGAAACUGGUCCAGGUAGGAGAGAUCGGUUCUCUAAACACAUCAGGACUUCUGACGAAUUCAUAAUAGCAUUAAGAUAAGAAAUCUCAUGAAAUGUGUCUUUGUGCUUUCUUAUUCAAGGUGAACCAUCAAACACAUUUUAGUAGCUUAACUCAAAAAACUCAUUUACAGCUUGGGGGUGUUACCGUUUACACAGCUAUGAAACGACUCAGAAGUGAAGUCUUUGCAGGAAACCUCUCAGGGUCGCCGUUAAGCCCUACUGAGCUCCUCAUUAUAUGUUAACUGUAAACUUGUGUUUCUUACAGCUUGUUAUUCCAACCCUUCAUGGUAGAUUUUUUCCGACCACCAGCCUCAGGUUUACUUUAACAGAACAAACAAAAAUCCAGCCUGUGAAGUGGCGAGCAGAGGCUUCCUCGGUGUAGCUGCUGUUGUCUUGGAAACAUAAAAACAGAUCUUAUAGAGUUACUGAAAUGUCCUGUUUGGGGUACCUGGGAAACAAUUCAAUCCAACUUCCAUGAAUCUGAUCAUGUUUAGAAGCUCUGCUAAGGUUUAAUAUGAACAUGUAAGACUUCAUUACAUUAGAGGCAUGUAUUAAAAUAUGAGAUAGAUGCGCUCAGCUUGUCCUAUGGCCAAAAUAAGAGCAGGGGAAAUGAAAAGGAUUUUUUAGACAGUCAGAGGAAAUCAUGAGUACAGCUGGAUGUUGGUAGAAACUGAAAUAUCAAACUUUUUAGAAGUUUCUCAAGAAAAAAGUCCGUCUUUUGUGAGUUUUUUCCUCUUUAAUGUUUAGAUUCGCUGACUGUGAUGAUAGCUGGUAACACAAAUGAAGAGUUGUUGAGUUCUGAACUCUUGGUUUAGUGUAAGGAGCAGUUUACAGGUGUUUUUUUCCACUGGGGAAUUUUGGGUGUACAAUCGGUAAAUUGUAAAAUCAGUAGUUUUAAUAAAAGGGAAAAGAACAAUACGAUACAAUAUAGUUUAUCCUUCCAUGAGACAUUUGUUUCAGGGUCAAGUUCUGUAUGACUUUGACCGUGUUUGUUUUGCAGCAAGAGAACAAAAACUAUUAAAAACCAUCAAAACAAUAAAAAAAAAAACAACUGUACUGAUUAAUAAGAGUACUAUAAACCAACAUCAAGCUCCAUGCAAACAGGAACAGAAACCAAAGAAAACCACAAACAACAAUUUUUGCAGAACUGUAAUGCACACAAAAAAACUGUAAAAGGAGAAAAAUAAAGAUGAAAACAUGAAGCUGUUGCACAAGUCUGAGGAGAAGCAGCAGCAUUAGUCAUUGUUUUGAGGGGAACUCUUUUUGUUUGCUGGUUUAAAAGUUUGAUUCUUAAAAAAAAUAUUUGUAGGUUCAAUGGAAGAAGAGAAAAAACUAAUCUAUGUAUGAGCUCUGUUAUUAGAUUUAACAUUUAAGUUACACCGCAGCUUUCUUUGACAUGACCGUGUCUGCUGAGAAGAGAACAUCCUCUAAAAGAAAGAUAAAAUUAAGAUCUUUUUUUGUUUGAGUUAAAUCUUCAAACUGGAAACUCAUCUGUCCACUCAGGUACUGAUAGGAGACGAACCAGAGAAAGGGAUGGAGAACCUGAUGGAGGUGGAGAUCCCAGAGGAUGUGCAGGUGAAGCUGAAGGAGGCUGACAUGAGAGAGGAACAGGAGCUGGAGAAAGAGCAGGAGAGGAUAAGACAGGAGGAGGAGGAGGAAGAGAAGAAGGAGAGGAAGGCUGCAGAGGAGACAGAGGGAGAACAGGUGACCGGGCUGAUACGAUGAAGGAAGCGUGGAGAUUUCUGACUUUACGCUGCAGCCGCCAUGUGACUGUUUGGCAUCCAGACAUGAGCAUGGGAUCAUGAGGAGUCACUCUGAUAUCUGUUCACAAACGCAGCUGUGUCCCACCGUCAAAGACAGAGGAAAGAAAGUGAUCAUGUGUAAAAAGACGCGAGUGUUUCAUGACUCCUCACAGGCAUCAGCUGGUUUAACCUGAAAUAACGCCUUGAGCAAAGAGCAGUUCUUGUCAUCUGUCUGAACUUGAGCUCCUGUUUCAUAAUGUCUGAGAGUUAUAAGAGAACAGGAGGAAAAACAGAGUCUGGUUUAAACUCGGCUUUUAAAGAUGAAUCUGACCAAAGAAGAGUCCGCAUGACAUCAGGAAUAAUAACUAGUGUUAAUUUAGUGUGAAUUUGUGUUGACAUUUGUUGUUUGUGCAGAAAAUACACAAGUUAAAUUUUGGUUCCUGUGACAGUCCUCUCAGUGAGAUUUCUUCUGUUUUUCCAGAUUUUAAAGAUUACAAGGAAAUAAAAAAUAUAAGGAGAAGAAAACUAAACUGAACUGAAUAAAAUAACUUUACCUCCAUGAACUAGCAGCAGAUGCACAGAAUGUAAACAAAUACACAUAAUAGAGAAAUACUACAACAAAGAUGUGUGCAUACAGUGCAUGUACAUGUACUGUAAAUGCACUAACAAGCUAGAAUAAAUCAAUAUCAUGGAGUAAACCUACAUUUUUACAGGUAAAAGUUUCUAUCACCUCAGAAAAGAGUCCAAAGACCUCCACAGUCUCCAAACCGGGUCUGAUUCAGGAUUCAGUUCAUGAGUUAGUUUAAAAGUUGCCUUUCCAACAGUAGCUGCUUUUGGAGUGAUACAUGAACACUAACUUAUGAAAGCUUGUGAAAAAAUACAUUUACAGUCAUGUUUUCAACCUGCUUUUCAAGUUUGUGUGAGGAUGAGAGUGAGGGAGUGGUGGUCAGUGACAAAUAGAGCUGAAGGGAGUGAGCACAGCUGAUGAAAACAAAGUCAUUAAAUUUAAUAAGACACAACAGUCGGACUGUUUCUUGUUCUGUGCAUGUUACCAAAUGAUCAACCGUCAUCACCCCAAUCAGUCGACACCCUGAUCACCACCUGGUUACUCAAACUGUCAGUAUCCUAAACUUUGUCGGACUGACAUGCCUGUCAUGUGGUCAGUGGUCUGUUUGUAUUAGGAUCUAUCAAGUGUUUGAAGGAUGUAGUUAAACUGGUUUAAAACAGCUGCAUGUGUGAACAGCACAGGUAUGAGGACGUUCACCUGGCCGGAGGGCUGAGAGCUUGUGGUGUUAGCUCUGCUAGUGUUAGUUCUGCGAGUGUUCGCCAUCCAGUAAAACAUCUUUAUAUUUUUCACCUACAGAUUUAGUUAUUCUUUGUGUAGCCUUGGUUAAUUUAUUGUACCUGAUUCUGUUUUGUGAGUUUUCUUACCUUUAGUCUCGUCAGCUGAUUGUUUAUGAAAUGUUGGUUUAAACAACUUGGAAAUGAGUCCCUUCAGGACCUCUGUCAUUGAAUAAUAGAAUAGAAUAUAAUAGAAUAGAAUAGAAUAUUCCUUUAUUGAUCCCCCAUGAGGGAAUUUUAUUUUGCCACAGCAGCAUCACAGAAGAUAGUGCAAAAAUGCAGUUUUAAAAAUAAAGAUCGUAAUAUUAAGAACUUAAACAAAUGUUAUGAUUAAAAAAAAAAAUUAGAAAAAGGAGAAAGGGGAGAAGAAAAUAAAACUAUAUACAAUAUACACAAUUUAAGUACCAACACAAUUUAAGUACCAUUGUCUAUAUAUUUUUAAUUAAUCCCCAAAAAAAGACUGUUGACAGAGAGCUCCAUGCUACCACUCAAUGAUUGAUGCAAAAAACAUCCAAAAUAACUAAAAUACUAAAAGUUUAUUGAAUGUUGGUCCACUUCCUGUUUGCGUUGAUUUUAGCGCCCCCUGUGGACAAAGCAGUCUUAACUUGUCUCCAACAUACUUUCACAAAAAUUGUGUCCUGCCAACUCUUGACCAUCCAAUGUGUCAUUAACUGAAAAUCUGAUAAAUGGGGCGGCAUCUUUAUCUGCUCGGCCAACACCCACCUCCUCACACCAGUUUGAGGUGUUAACAAUGAGGAGAUAAAACCUCCAGUCUUGUUUCUUAUGGUCCGGUUUGCUUAUGGAUGUCAUGAAAAAUCAUCAGUAUGUAUUUUUUUUCCAUUUCAUAAGUCUCAAAAAAACUCCUUAUAGGAGCUUUAAGGAAUAAAUCAAACAGAGGAGACAGCAAUAGUUUAUUAGUUAUCCCCUAGAUUACAGAGUUUACCUCUGUCCAAAGUUAUGAUGCAAUCAUAUUAAAACACGUGGAUACAUAAACCUCUUUGCAUCUGAAAAUUCAGACAGUACAAAAGCUUGAUGUGUUAUUAUAACUUUGUUAUUAAACCCCUUAUAACUUUUUCUGUCACUUUUUUGUGUAUUGAAGGGGGUGGUUGGACAAAGCUGAAUUUUCAUAAUGAUUGGAUUUCAUUUUUUCUUUAUUUUAACUUCACUUUGCCUAGGUUUUCUCACUAAGAUACAGCUGGCGUCCAUGAUACAUCGUGUGCAACAAAAGGAGAGAAAAGGGACAAAAAUAAGACCAAAUAACCAAAUUAAAAAAACUGCUGCAUUUGUUUUUGUUUCCACCAGAUUAGAUGAUAAAUUCCUCAGAUAUUAAAUACAAACAUCCUCCAAGACUUUGGUCUGGCUGGAGAAGGAAGGAUCAGGUCCAUUCAAACCAGAUGAAGUGAUUAAAUAAUUUAAUCUUUAUUUAUAACUCAUAUUUGCAUAUUUAUGAACACAAAAAAAACAUCAGUUUGGAGUCGUGAGGAAAAGACAAAUCAAAUGACAUUAAAUUUAUUUAGAGACCCUGACAGAGAUUAAUAUUCUCCAUCUUUACCACUCUUUGUUUAUUUGUUUGUUCGUGAUGUAUGAGUUGAUACCCGUCAAGUUUAAAUAUUUUGCGGCCUUAAUUUUUUCAUGACACAAUUUGACCAGAAGGGGGCAUCAGGUGUCUCACUCCGGCUGUUAUUUCCUCAGACAAACUCUUGAUCCAGAAGCAGCCAAUAUCUGGCUCUCUGCCGGAGUUCACCCUCCACUAAAAAAUAAACAGAAGAAAAGUGAAGAACAACUCCAAAUUCACCAGGAUGUUACAGUUUCACCCAAACAAAUGUUAAAACUCUUCACAUUGAAGCCAUUUUAACUAAAAUAUCAUGUUGUGUGUGAGUGUUUGGGGUGAUGACUUUAUCCUGUUAAAUUCAGUUCACCUCUGAUUGAAGAAGCUUCAUUUACAAACUCAGUCUGGAUAGAUAAAUAGAUAACAGAAAACUUUAAAAUCUGACAAACUGAAUAAAAGCAGAAACUAAAACCCA
Xyrichtys novacula (pearly razorfish) is the source of this 9750-nucleotide messenger RNA. Lineage: Eukaryota; Metazoa; Chordata; Actinopteri; Labriformes; Labridae. The record is from the annotation of a GenBank genome assembly.